UGCAUGUUUACCAUGCUGGUCAGACAGCAAUGAAAAGCUGUUGGAAGAGCUUUAAAACCUUUUAAAACACAAGAUUGUCAGUCGCAAGGUUACUUGAUCUGGACAUGCUAAUUUCCGCAACUGCACUGUGUACUUUAUGCGAUAGAUUGUAAUAUAUCUUGCCUUCUUUGCGAGCAAACGCUUGCCAGUGCUUGGCACUGUUUUCUUGGUGCCCUCUUUCUUAAGUGGUUAGAAAUUACACUUUAAUUUGCACAACUUUAAGUUUAAAAUGGGUGGCACAGACCUAAAACGUGACCCAGACACUAUAUAUUUAGAGAUCGUAUGUGAAAACAAGCAAUACUCCUUACCUUUGCACACAUCUAUCACUUUAUUUCUUCUUUCCUACUGCGAGAGCACAUCUUUUCGUGCCAUCCUUCUGUGCCCGGAAUCAGGUGAGCAGUGGAAAUGGUUAGGUGACUUGCCAUCAACCCUCGCAGCAGAGCAGCUACAGUUGCCAGACCCUCCGGCGUUAGUCAGGGCUUGUAGGUUGCCAGCAGUGUUGGAGGCCGAUGGGAGGUUUUGUAGAGCAGGGUUGGCAGUGGUGAUGAGGAACAUUGUGCAGAAGACCAGCAAAGACAGCCCUGGAGACCUGAACAUUUCUUCUUUGCUGGGAUUCAAGAACACCUGCCUCAAAGCCUGUGCAGAGGUCAGUCGGUGGACGCGUCUGUGUGAGCUUGAGAUCCCCUGUGCGGUGGAGGAACACCUGGGCAGCCCUGCACAGUACUCUAUCCCCCCUGCCGUAUUGCUCCUGGAGAAGAGGCUAGGAGAGCCAGUCAAGGUCCACAAUGACGACAAGCUACGCAGGCAGAAGCUUCAACAGCAGACGACAAGUCAGUCCGCAUUACAGGAGGACGAUGGCUCUGGUGGUGCUGUUGGCUCAGGAGUUGAACUCGACGCUGCUAUGGCCAAACUGACCACAGAUGGAACUACUGACGCUGAUUUGAAGAAGCCUGCUGACAUCAGGAGGGUGAAGACAACACAGCUGCCAGAGCUGGAGCAUCAGUUUGCUGAGGGGCUCUACUUCACGCUCACAGACGUGGUCCUGCUACCCUGCAUUCAUCAGUACCUGAGUUCCCUCCAGGAGCACUCUCCUCAUGCAUUGGCGAGUAUUCCCCUCCUCUUGCGCUGGUACUCUCGAGUGCAGGACGUGCCUGGCGUCCGCAAAGCUGCUGAACGCUGUGGGAUGACUCUGUUCAUGCCUCAGCCCUCCCCGUCUGGUGCGGUGCUACCUGAGCUCGCGACACCUGCUGAGGAACUGGAGCCAGAGAGUGCCCAGCCAGAGAAGACGCCCUUCGUUGGAGGACCAAGGCCCACGCUCACUAAACUCAAGGACAGUGGCAUUGAAGCAGUGUUCUCUCCCCAUCCAUGCCCAGACUGGACUGUCCCAUGGGAAGAUCUGCCAACUGCCGUGAACCCCAGCACAGGAAAGAUGUCAGACACUCGUGCCAUACGCAAAUGCCAGCAGCUCAACAACCUUGUUGCCAUGGUAACUCAGCUGGUUCACCCGGGAGACACUGUAGUGGACUUCUGCAGUGGUGGGGGUCAUGUGGGGAUUGUACUUGCACACAUGCAUCCUCAGUGUCAGGUUAUCCUGGUGGAGAAUAAGGAGGAGUCUCUUGUCAGAGCCAGGGAAAGAUGCACUACAUUAAAUCUUACAAACAUCGGCUUCAUUCAGGCCAACCUGGAUUACUACAUUGGAUCGUUCCAAAUAGGGGUUGCACUGCACGCGUGCGGAGUUGCCACAGACAUGGUUCUGGAGCGCUGUCUUCAAGCUGGAGCUGCGUUCGUCAUCAGUCCCUGUUGCUAUGGUUUCAUCCAAAACACACAGAAGUUCACUUUUCCUCGCAGCCAAAUGUUCUCGAAGGUACUGGAAUACAAGGAGCACAUGAUCUUGUGUCGGUUUGCAGACCAGACAGCAGUCCAGCUUCCAGAGGAUCGACGCAAAAUUGGGAAGAGCUGCAUGGGGCUGGUAGACCUGGACAGGAGCCAGGCCGCGGAGACGCGAGGCUACUCGGUCAGGGUGAUGACCAUGGAGCCGGAGAGCUGCUCUCCCAAGAACAACAUGUUGGUCGGACAGCCAAGACCCAGACACAUCAUUUGAUAUGUGAUAUGUUUGGUAUUUUAUUAAGAUCCCCAUUAGCUGAUAUCAGCUAAUGUAGAUCUGACUUAUCAGCUACUCUUCCUGGGGUCCACACAGAACAUAAAACAAACAAGACAUUAAUAUACAAGACAACAUAGACAGCAACAAGACCUCAGCACAGCAUAUCAUUAAUGGCUUACUGUCAAGCUGAUAUCUUGUGGACAUGGACUAUGCCAGAGUUUUAUUUCUUUUUAUCAAUGUUAGGGAUUAACAAAGAGUGGACAUGUACAAUGAGUGAAAUGCCCUUAUGUAUAUUUGUUUUUAUGCCUUUAUUUGCCUUAUAAAAACUUUUAGCAAUAAAAACAGAUUUUUCA
Molecule: messenger RNA, 2493 nt
Organism: Engraulis encrasicolus (European anchovy)
Lineage: Eukaryota; Metazoa; Chordata; Actinopteri; Clupeiformes; Engraulidae
Gene: gstcd
Product: glutathione S-transferase, C-terminal domain containing
Exons: 11
Coding region: 269-2140 (623 amino acids)
Cellular component (GO): cytoplasm
Source: RefSeq, a predicted model, not a curated record